Daphnia carinata is the source of this 2990-nucleotide messenger RNA. RefSeq names its product protein HIRA homolog (gene Hira). Gene Ontology annotation, biological process: DNA-templated transcription; chromatin remodeling; regulation of DNA-templated transcription. The record is from RefSeq and is a predicted model, not a curated record. Gene Ontology annotation, molecular function: protein binding; nucleosome binding. Bases 111 to 2789 code for a protein of 892 amino acids. Gene Ontology annotation, cellular component: HIR complex; nucleus. The transcript has 16 exons. Lineage: Eukaryota; Metazoa; Arthropoda; Branchiopoda; Diplostraca; Daphniidae.
UAGGUGGCCCUGACAGCUGAAACUUCAACCGCUCUUUCAAUUCAAUAAGGAGGAAAUUCUAAAGAUGUCUCAAAUUUACAGCUAAAAGUUGUAAUCUAUUCGGUUAAGAAAUGAAAUUGUUAAAACCUGCAUGGGUUACACACGAUGGUAAACCCAUUUUUUCCAUUGAUAUUCAUCCAGAUGGCUCCAAAUUUGCUACUGGUGGCCAAGGUGAUGAUUCUGGCCGUGUUGUUAUAUGGAAUGUGGCACCAAUUGUUAAAGAACAAGCAGAACAAGAUGACAAUAUUCCAAAAUUACUGUGCCAGAUGGAUAACCAUCUAGCAUGUGUCAACUGUGUCAGAUGGUCCAAUUCAGGUCAAUACUUGGCUUCAGGAGGUGAUGACAAACUUGUCAUGAUUUGGCAGCUCAGUCGUUAUGGAGGGAGCACUAUAUUUGGCGGUGGUGGGAAAACCAAUGUUGAACAUUGGAGGUGUGUUUCUACUCUCAGAGGUCACAGUGGAGAUGUUUUGGAUCUUGGGUGGUCACCUGAUGAUCAGUACCUGGCAUCCUCAUCAGUCGACAAUACAGUCCGCAUUUGGAAUAUGUUAAACAUGCCUGAAUCCAUUGCAGUUUUGAAAGGGCAUACUGGAUUAGUCAAAGGGAUUGCAUGGGAUCCAAUUGGAAAAUAUGUUGCAUCACAGUCGGAUGACAAAACAGUUCGAGUAUGGAAGACAGCGGACUGGAAACAAGAAACAGUAGUUACAGAACCUUUUGAAGAGUGUGGAGGUACAACUCACGUCCUAAGGUUAAACUGGUCACCCGAUGGACAAUAUUUGGUCUCGGCGCAUGCCAUGAAUGGAGGUGGACCCACCGCGCAGAUCAUUGAACGCGAAGGCUGGAAAACGGAUAAAGAUUUUGUUGGACAUCGCAAAGCAAUUACAUGUGUGAGCUUCAACAGUAACAUGCUAAGAAAGUCAGCGCUGCACAAAGGGACCAACUACUGCUGCUGUGCCAUAGGUUCCCGAGACAGAUCGCUUUCUAUUUGGCUAACUUCUCUAAAAAGACCGCUUGUUGUCAUCCAUGAACUCUUCCUUAAUUCUGUCCUUGAUUUGUCUUGGAGUCGAUCUGGUUACCAGCUAAUGGCUUGUUCGUGGGACGGAUCUGUAGCCUAUAUUGAAUUCGACGACAAAGAGCUCGGACAGGUUGUAAGUGUGGAAGAAAAAGAAAACCUUUUCCAACGGAUGUAUGGCAAAAAAUCCUUUUCAACUGGUGUUGACAAGAAAGCCUCUAUUGUAAUCGAAGACCCCGAUUGGAUUCAACCGCAAGUGGUUGAACCUUCUGUGCCUUCGGUCAUAGAAGAAGAUGGUGGAAUGUUAUCUUCAGACUCCCGUGCUUCCAGGACCAGUCAGAUUGUAGCCAAGGGUCCCACAGACAAACAAAUAGAAACCCGGACGGUGGAUGGUAGGCGACGCAUCACGCCAGUAUUUAUACCACCACUCAUGGAAGAAGACGAUGCCCAAUCUAGUCACGCAAGCAAUCAUUCUUCAGCUGCCUUGGUCCAGCCAACGUUUAGUAGUUCUACGGAAUCGAGGAGCAAGAUCGUCGUGGAGAAACGAGACGAAGUGACUAAGCCAGGUCUCUCCAGCACGACUUCUACCUCACCGCCCCCACCUCAAGUAAACGCACGGAAAGAGAUGUCUAACAUUUUACUGAAUCGCAGGCUCGAAAGAAAUGAGCCGGAAAGGAGCGUUGUUUCCGUCAGAACAUCUGGUUCGAGCGCCGCCUCUGUUGCCACCACUGGCAUCUCAAUAUUUCGAUCUCCCGAUUCUGAUAAAGUAGCAAUCGCUCCUUUGUCUGUACAGAAAUCUUUUUCCGUUCCAGCGUCUUGCGGGAGAAGUUUUGAGAUCGAAAACCAAUCCUAUUUUGUUGGUCAUAAAAUGGCUGUACACAAGUUAAGCUGCGCAAUGCAUGGAAAGGUUGCGUGGGAUAUAUUUAUGUCAAGCCCCAUGAUCGGGUGUGCAGCUAGCGUAUACUGUGUUGCUGUAACGUGUUCUGAUGCUACCCUUCACUGUUUUGCUGUGGGGGAUGGUUCGCGGAUAAUACCUGGCAUUAAGUUGCAAGGACCGGCGGUCCACCUCAGGGUUCAAGAUCAUUUUGUAUCAGUCGUGACGGCACAUGGACAGAUGAAUGUGUGGGAUAUCAUAAAAAGAAAAUCUACUCUUAAAACGUCGAUUCUAAGUUUGACUGAUUCAGAUGGAUCGGUUACGCUUACGUCGUGCACAAUAAGAGAUACGGGACUUCCUAUUUUGAGCUUUUCGAAUAGUAAGACCUACACAUAUUCCACUGAUAUGGACACUUGGUUACUUCUGGCUGACGCCAUGGAUCCCCUUCGUCAUGGUUCAGAUCUACAGGGAAUUUCGAGCAGUGGAAGUUUUGGCUCCGGACCAAGCCGAAGCUCCGUAAUUAACAAUGUGGAGUCCAAGAUAAUCUGCAGCAUCAGCUAUGCCGAUAUGAAAAUGAGUGCAUUGGCCGAGUUGAACUCACCAGCUGAAUAUCGAACGUGGCUCAUGACCAAAGUUAAAUAUAUGGCUCAACAGGGAAUGGAGGACCGACUUCGAAGUUUGUGUGAAGAUUUACUUGGUCCCGUACAUCGAUCAAGCCAAAGGGGAAAGAAUUGGCAACCCACCAUACUGACAAUGAAGAAAAACGACCUGCUGCAGCAAGUGCUGCAGGUGAUGGCCACUAAUGUUAAGAUGCAACGACUGUGCACGGAAUUUCAGCAGCAGCUCAAAAUGCUCACGGAAUUUUGAAUGUUUAAUUUACAAAGAGAAAAAAAACGACAAGUUUCUUCACAAGCAAAUAUGACUUGGAUAAAAAGAAAAAAGUAACAAUAUGUUUUCUUUUUUAUGUUUGGCAAUCUAAGCGCCGUUUAUGUUCAGCGGUGGCACUGAUAUUGCUUGAUGCUCAGUUGUCCGCAAGUAAAUACUGGUGAUUUAAUUUUUUGAUAUUAA